AAGAGUUUAAUUAGUUUUUUUACUCUUUCGUGUAGUUUUUUGUUUUAUGUCAUCUGGUAUUUCCACCGCGGAUGCUAACGGAACAUGAAGCAACUCGUACUGGAACAGGUAACAGAUUUUUGCGAUUUUACCCGAGGUAAAGAUUUUGCUGACUUUUUGAAAGAAUUCAGUUUGAGUAGCUGCUAUAAUGGUAACACCAAGAGCUGUUUGUCCGAUGUGCGGAUUAGCCCAGACGGACACCACAUCCAUGUCAUUUUCCAUAAACCUAAGAUCGGUCUCCUGACAUUCGACAAAUACGAAAGACCAGCGCUGAUUCAAACGCAGAAGCACCAGGAUUUGUGUUUGACGAGGACGGUGCCUAUUGUCGAUAUCAUCUACUUGGCACACGGCAGAAACGCGGACCGUGGUGCAGCCGUACUCGUGGUGAUCUUUGAGAAUGGUAAGGCAGAGUUCUGGAGGUACUGGGAGCGCAAAGCCGGCUGGCAUUUGCUGCACACCUCUGACCUGUGCAACAGCUUCAGGGCGAGGGUGGUCUCCGUCUGUUCCAGCGGCAACUUCAUCGUCUGGUGCGAAGAGCGACCGCCCUCGGAAAACUCCCCGGCCCCUGGCGCGACGCGCAGCAACUUCAGGUACUGCAUCUGCAAGAGGACGUACGAGGUGGAUGAGGCAAACGUGCGUCUGGGGGGCGUGAUGAUCGCGCUGCACAACAGCCCCCGCUACACGGUGACCGCCUCCGGGGACAACGUGUACCUGCUGCCGGACCCAAAGGCGAACUCCCUGAGGAGCAUCUCCAAAUUUUUCUUCAAAUGGACCCCGCAGCGCGACACUGUGACUAUCUGCAGUGCCUGCAAGGGGGCGCUGCUGAAAAAGAGCCCUGCCGCUAUCGCAGGCAAGGAGUCUGAUUUCAAUAAGCUGGUGUCGGACUGUGUUGGCACGCUGGCCGCCCUCGACCCCCCGGAGAUCUGGGCCUGCUGUCCUACAGGGAGCGGAGGUCUUGUGCUCCUUCUCAGCUCAGGGUGGGUCAGCUUUCUACAAAGCGAUGGUGUUCUGAGGCGGGUCUACAAGCUCGCGGACAACUGUCUGACUGCCGCUGCUGGAGGCCACAGCAGCAUGAACCUCUACCAGGAGGUCCUGGCACUGACAGUCGGCCGGACCCUCUUUGUGAUAGAUGCUCAGUGCGGUUUGGAGCUGGGCAAGGUGGCCCUGAGGAGAGAGGGGAUCCUGUUCGUCAACUCCAGGAAGAGGAAUGUCCCCCACUUCCUGUCUGAGGCUGGGCUCUUCCUGGUCAAGCGCAGGGAACUGGACCCCAGCCACAAGCUGCCAGGGCACCCAGAGAGUGUGACUCCGGACUCUGUCCUGGCGGAGGCUGUCUUCGAGGAGGCCUGCAGGCACUACCAGCGGAGGAGCCUUAGCGGCGCCCAGCUGACGGUGGAGAAGCUGAAGAGUGGGAGGAUGUUCCAGGCCCCCAUCUCACUGGCAUCCAUCCUCAGCGAAUACCUGAGGGGCCACAGGGCGGCGGACCUGCUGCAGGGGGGCGGCGGCAGCGCCCACCCCAAGCUGCUGAGCUCGCUGGAGCCUGAACUGAAGGCCAUGGUCGCCCUAGAGGAGGUCAAGGCGGCGGCGGUCAGGUCCUCGGAAAAGGAGCUGUUGAUUCUAUGUGAAAAGCUGGUCCUGGAUGAAGUGGGCAGGGUGCUGAGCUCGGAACCAGAUGUGGACAGCAUCCUCUACCUGAACACUGUCUUCGGCACCUUCCCCACAGAGUCGUGGCAGGCCCUGCAGGUGGUCCUGGGGCUGGGGGUGGAUGGGGAGGGCUUCCUCCACAGCCAGGCCCCCGCCGAGGUUUGGAAGGCGGUUCUGGCCCCCGUCCAGCCCGCGGCAGCGGGCUGUGACCCCCAGCGGUGCCCGCCCGCCAAUACGGCGGUGCCCGCGUUCGAGCUCCUCUGCCAGUCGCUCUUCCGCUUCCAGUCCGGGUGGCUGCCCAGGUUCCUGGAGAUGGCGCAGCAGCACCAGGCCAGUGCCUCCUCCUGCUCCUCCUCCUCCUGCGCCUCCCCUUCCCCCUGGAGCUAUGGGGUGCAGGAGAGUGAGGAGAGCCUCCCCCUGUACAAGCGGGCCCUGUCGGUGCUGCCCGCAAACGGCGAGCACCGGGACCUGGAGGUGGAGCUGCUGCUGAGCAGCCAGAGGCCCCGCGGUGUCAUGCAGGCCCUGCGCAUCCUCAUUGGCCAGCAGCAGUGGGGGCGGGUCACCCAGGUGGCGGAGAGGUUUUGCCGGCGGGGCCCCGUGUUCAACAGGGAGAUCUUCACCGCCCUGCUGUGUGAGGUCGCCCAGCACCGGCACCUGGACCCCUACCUGGACGUCCUGUGGAGCCUCUGUCCCGAGGACCUGACAGUGAACAGCAUCCUGAACAUUGUGCUGAAAAGCCUACCGCCCACUCCUCCUGAGCAGAGCCCCGGUCCCUUCCCUGACCGCAGCAGCCAGCUCACCGUCGGACUCCUGAAGCCCCUGCUGAGCAAAGUGCUCCAGAGGGAGACCAAACCCAGCCACCGCUAUGCCGAAAUUCUCACAUGUCCCCCUUUCUCCAUCCCCGCGCCCCCCAGCCAGGUUGAGGGGCUGCCCAGGCCUGGAACCGAACAGGGACUGGGUAAUCACCAGGACUCCAAGCAGAAGGCCUUACUAGGAAACAGAAAGCCAAUAACAUCCUUCUGUCUCUGAGCUGCACUUCCCAACAUCACUGAUUGACCUCUGACCCUUGACCUGGUAUAUUCCCAGUAGGGACAGUGGAGUAUUCCUCAUUUAAGUAUCUGAUGCACACACAUUUUGCAGAGAGAAUGUGUUAAACUGAGCGGAAAAUUUUACAACCAAAUCUUUCAGUGAUUCUCUAAAAGGCUACCGCUGUGAGUGUUGGAACACACUCAGUUUUGUCUAUUUUUUAACCAGGAAGAUGCAUUAUUUCUGAUCUAGGUGCUGCCAUUGAAAGCUCUUGUGUAAUGGCUGGGAGAGUGAUUUUCAGUGCAAUGUGUUGCAAGCACAAAAAAAACCAGAUGGAGAGAGAAAAUUUAACUGAAACUAGACUGACAUAUGCUUUUGCAAUGAGCAGGCAUAGUUACAUAAAGAUUU
This is a messenger RNA of Megalops cyprinoides (Indo-Pacific tarpon), 3114 nucleotides long. RefSeq names its product Hermansky-Pudlak syndrome 6 protein-like. The coding region runs from base 85 to 2709 and encodes 874 amino acids. Gene Ontology annotation, cellular component: BLOC-2 complex; lysosomal membrane. The transcript has a single exon. The record is from RefSeq and is a predicted model, not a curated record. Gene Ontology annotation, biological process: lysosome localization; melanocyte differentiation; protein localization to membrane. Lineage: Eukaryota; Metazoa; Chordata; Actinopteri; Elopiformes; Megalopidae.